Ricinus communis (castor bean) is the source of this 834-nucleotide messenger RNA. RefSeq lists its product as uncharacterized. The transcript is spliced from 2 exons. NCBI's taxonomy places the organism in Eukaryota, Viridiplantae, Streptophyta, Magnoliopsida, Malpighiales, Euphorbiaceae. The record is from RefSeq and is a predicted model, not a curated record. Bases 259 to 654 code for a protein of 131 amino acids.
CUACUCAAAGUGAAAAAACAGAUGGAAGCAUAAAAUCCGGGAAAGCUUGCAGCUUUGAUCAAUUUUUUAUCCUAUACAGCGUUUAUUAUCUUGGGUGCAUUUGUGGUUGAUUCGUAUUUAAUCACUGAGCUGCUAAAGAUUUUUCUAAUUGCAAAAGCUUAGGCUACGAAAUCAAGAAACGCAAUUUAAGUUCUCAAUUUAUCUUUGCCACAGACUUUACUUUUAGGGCACACUGGCGGUCUGUAGCUUGUGGGGAAGAUGAGCUCCGAGGAAGGGAAAACCGCGUGGAGUGUAUUUGAUGGAAUCAAGAAAAUCCCACCAACUCCGGAAGCUCUCAUGGCAGAGAUUGACACAGCCAUUACUAAUUUGGAAUACGCCCGUGCCACUGCGCUCCUUGACCCUCAAUCUCAAUCUCCAACCCACUCAAGGACUAAAAGUCUCAAUGGGAGUUCAGCUUCUCGAUAUGAUGCGCGGAUGGCAGAUGAGGCUUACAGAGCAGGAUGUGCAGCGUUAGCUGCAGGGAAGCUUGAUGAGGCUUUUCAGUCUUUGAAUAUUUCACUUUCGAAAUGUCCUCCUGAUAAGACCUCUGCUGUUGCCAAGCUUCAGUCUCUUAUUUCUCUAACAGCACAGCAACUCCAGAAAUUGCCCGGUUGACUUGGUAGUGGAAGUGGUAUGUUUAAUCCUUUUUGUGGUGUACUUGCACAUCUUAGCUUUAAUUGAUGAUUACUUAAUGCAGUAAACAUGUUUCUUUAAACUGUAAAUACUGUACGUAAUUAAUAGCCUUUGUUUUUUUAACUCUUUAGUCUCUAAUUUAAUUUAUAAUGCUGAUUCUCA